UUCAAUUUUUGAACUAAUCUAGACAAAAAAGUUUAUUGUAAUCAUUUAUUAUUAAAAUGAGGGACUGUAGACGUAAAAAGAUUCGACCAAAGUUGUCUGCACACCGGAAAAAACCUCAUAAUUUAAAUAAUUUAAGAAAAUUAAAUACCAAUGAACCUUCAAAAGACUUAAUUAUUGAUCAGCCACACCGGAAUUGAAGGUAACGAAAGAGCAGACAUGAUGGCAAAACAAGCAACCAGUGAUCAAACCAUCGAAAUAUUGAACUUGCUUUCUAAAAAUGAUCUUAAAAGAGAAGCCAAAAAUAUCAUAUCAAACUUAUGGCGUAAGGAAUGGCAUUUUCUGAGGGACAACAAAUUAAGAGAGAUUAAACCCAUCACCGAUAGAUGGAUUAACCCAUCAAACAUAACUAGACAACAAGAAGUAAUUCUAACCCGCUUAAGGAUUGGACACUCCUGGCAUACCCACAAACACCUCAUGGACAAAACAGACUCAGAACCAUGCAUCACCUGCGGAUCCAAUAUCUCCAUCAAACAUAUCCUUUUAGAAUGCCGCCAAUUUAAUGAAGAAAGAACUAAACACAAUAUUCCAAGUAGCAUCGCCGUAUGUCUCAACAAUGAACCUCAAAAUAUCAACAGUACACUAAGUUUUAUAAGAGACACCAAUUUAUACAAAACCAUUUAACUUUUAUUCUCUGUAUUUUGCUUC
This is a messenger RNA of Sipha flava (yellow sugarcane aphid), 705 nucleotides long. RefSeq lists its product as uncharacterized. The transcript is spliced from 2 exons. The coding region runs from base 217 to 681 and encodes 154 amino acids. NCBI's taxonomy places the organism in Eukaryota, Metazoa, Arthropoda, Insecta, Hemiptera, Aphididae. The record is from RefSeq and is a predicted model, not a curated record.